UAGUUCGGUAUACGAUUUUUGUUUUUUUGUUAUAAUUAAUACAAUAUAUUAAAUUUAUCGUUUUCUCUUUGCGAUAUACAUAUCAACGAAAAAAAUCCAAAACAUAAAAUUUUUAAUGUAUUUUUUUAUAAAGAAUAAUUAUAAAACUUAUAAAUUGAAAAGUAUUGAAAUCAAUUUCGCAGUUUAAAAACUUUAAAAUUAAAUUGUAUUUAAAAAAAAAAAAAAAACAAAACAAAAAGGAUAUGUCCGAAAGACCGUUGUUUGCUAUUCUUCCAAAAUCAUUAAAAUCUGGUGAUGAAGUCAUCAUUAAGGGUCACUUAAAUGAAGAUGCUAGACAAUUUUCAGUUAAUUUUACAUUAGAUAGUUGUAGUCCACCGCAAGAUGUAUUAAUUCAUUUUAAAGUAGAUUUCACAUCUAAUGAAAUUAUUUUCAAUAGUAAAGAGGAUGGAAGUUGGAACGAAGAAGAAGUUAAAAUUGAAAAUGAAUUUUUUGAUGAAAUACAACAACGUUGUCAUUUUAUUCCAGAUGAGCCUUUUAUGGUGUUAUUCCAUUUUGAUAAUCGACAAGUUUUGGUAUACGCAUUGACUGAUUUUGAAAGUGAUAUAUCAAGAAAUUUUGUUGAACAAUUUGAUUUAUCACAGUAUAUAGAUAAUAUUCAAACAGUACAAGUAUGGGGAGAUGUAUCAAAAAUUGAUGAACUUACAUUUAGAUAUUCGUAAAAUUAAAUGAGUAUCAAAACUCAUGUACAAAAUUUAAAAAUAAACUACAAAAAUGAGAUAUGUAAUUUAUAAAUGAAUAUUGAGAAAAAUUUAAAGCCAAAGAUGAAUGCUAUAAUUUAUUUUCCUGACGCUCGCAAAUAUUUAUAUACAUUUUUUAUUGUUCCUUCUUCAUACGAUAUGUAAUAUUAUCUAUUUAAUAAAUGUUUUAAUAUAUGUAUUGUAAUAUUUACAAAAUAUUUUUUUUUCGCACUUUUACAAGAUUAACUAAAAAAACUAAAAAAUAAAAAAAAAAAUUAUUUGCGUAUUUAUCACAAAA
Messenger RNA from Condylostylus longicornis, 1035 nucleotides. RefSeq names its product galectin-7. The transcript has 4 exons. Gene Ontology annotation, molecular function: galactoside binding; carbohydrate binding. The record is from RefSeq and is a predicted model, not a curated record. Lineage: Eukaryota; Metazoa; Arthropoda; Insecta; Diptera; Dolichopodidae. Bases 243 to 719 code for a protein of 158 amino acids.